Molecule: messenger RNA, 2094 nt
Organism: Leptopilina heterotoma
Lineage: Eukaryota; Metazoa; Arthropoda; Insecta; Hymenoptera; Figitidae
Exons: 2
Coding region: 1-2094 (697 amino acids)
Molecular function (GO): RNA-DNA hybrid ribonuclease activity; nucleic acid binding
Source: RefSeq, a predicted model, not a curated record
AUGAGGGUUGUGUUUAUUCCGAAGGCCGGUCGGUCAGGGUAUACUGCGGCGAAGGACUUCAGGCCAAUUAGCCUAACCUCUUUUAUAUUAAAGACGUUAAAGAAACUGGUGGAUAAUUUUAUUAGACAGGAAUGUCUUAGAGAUUUUCCCUUGCAUCAGGGACAGCAUGCAUAUAGAGCAGGCUUCUCAGUAGAAACAGCCCUCCAUUCGGCAGUAGGCAGAAUAGAGGGACAAAUUAGCAGCGGGGGUUAUGCGGUUGGCACCUUUCUUGAUAUCGAAGGUGCCUUCCCUAACACUUCUAGUAAAGCCAUUUGUAGGGCAGCCAGGAUGCGAGGUGUGCCCGAGCCGCUAGUUAAGUGGAUCGACAGCAUCCUUCGAGAAAGGGCCCUGGAAGCGGAAUAUGGUGAGGCUAAGGUAACAGGCCUGGUCUCAAAAGGGUGCCCACAGGGUGGAGUCCUUUCUCCUUCAUUGUGGUGCUUGGUGGCAGAUGAGUUAAUUAGGAACCUCAAUAGCCAGGGUUAUUAUACGCAAAGUUAUCCGGAUGAUUUCCUUAUAAUUAUAAGAGGGCACUCAAUCGAGACCCUCUUAGAACUUCCGGAACGUGCACUUAAGAUUGUCAGGGAUUGGUGCAAUCUGACUGGACUUUCUGUAAACCCGGAGAAAACGAACAUAGUAGUUUUCACAAGAAAAUAUAAGGUAUCGAGUUUGAAAAAACCGAUAUUUUAUGGAAAAGAGAUUUCCUUUUCUGAAUCGGCUAAGUAUCUGGGAGUAAUACUGGAUAAAAAACUGGUUUGGAGGGAACAUUUCGAAUAUCAGUAUGGCAGGUUUUGUACCGCGUUUUGGGCGUGUAGAAGGGCGAUAGGGUCAUCGUGGGGACUAAGGCCUAAUAUGGUCAACUGGCUCUAUCAGAUGAUCUUAAAACCAAGGUUUCUUCACGCGGUGGUUGUCUGGUGGUAUAGGACUCAACUGAUAACGGUUAAAGAGAAACUGGGCCAACUGCAGGCAAUGAUUUUCAGGGGUAUUACGGGGGCAAUGGGGACCACGCCAACAGCUGCGUUGGGAUUCAUGCUUGCCGAGGUACCUCUGCAUAUUGCCGCGGUGAAAAAGGCGGCUCUUACUAUGAGCAGGUUAACUGCGCAGGGAAGGUGGAGGGUUGGUGGGUUACACACCAAGCUUCCACGCUCAAUUCUAUCAAUACCAGAAUUAAGUAUGGUGCAAGAUAGAAUGAUCAAGAGGGUGAAAUUUAAACCCCGCUUUAAGAUCAUUACACCUUCCAGAAUAGACUGGAAGAAAGGUUUUCCACUUGGGGACGAAGUCUGGUAUACAGAUGGCUCCAAGAUGGACUGCGGUGCAGGCUUCGGAAUUUAUCGGAAAACUGGCCGCAUUAAAGUGGCUGAGUCAUUAGGACAAUAUGCCACGGUCUGGCAGGCAGAGGUCUGGCAAGAGGAUUGUAUUUGUGUGGAUAGUCAAGCGGCCUUAGGGGCUCUGAAAAAUCCCACAAUAGAAUCAAAACUCGUCUGGGAAUGCCGCAGCGUACUAGAUGAGUUGGGUUCAGUAAAUAGACUUUCAUUGAUUUGGGUACCGGGUCACUCGGGAAUCAAGGGUAAUGAAAGAGUAGACGUCUUGGCGAAAACCGGUUCCGAGACGAAAUUUAUAGGUCCUGAACCAGCAGUGGCAAUAAUGCCAUGCUUGGUUAAGGGAGCCAUAGAAAGAUGGGGUGAAAAGGAACAUGAGAAGUAUUGGGCGAGCGUUGUGGUGGGAAGGCAAGCGAAAACUCUGUUGGGGUUAGCACUCAACAGGAGGCGAGCGAGCGAUCUCCUAAAACUCGAUAAGAUCAGAGUUAGAACCGUAGUUCGCCUACUUACGGGUCAUGGACUAUUGAACUACCAUCAGCAUAAAAUAGGCAGACAAGUUUCACCUAUGUGCAGACUGUGUGGGGAAAGUAACGAAACUUCGACUCACAUAUUAUCUGAAUGCCCAGCGUUAGCUAGGAUCAGGCUAUCUAGCUGGGGUCAAGCAAUUAUUGACCCUAAGCAGGUGAGCAACCUAUCGAUAGAAGAGAUACUGGACUUCUGGAGAAGAACAGGACUCUAA